AGUUCUAUAAUUAUUCAGGCUGUGGCAAUACAUUCAACUGCAAUCACCCUGUGGUGCGUCAAUUCAUAGUAGAUUGCCUGAGAUAUUGGGUAACAGAAAUGCAUGUCGACGGCUUCCGCUUUGAUCUUGGUUCAAUUAUGUCAAGGAGCAGCAGUCUUUGGGAUGCAGCCAAUGUUUAUGGGGCUGAUGUAGAAGGUGACUUUCUGACAACUGGUACCCCUGUUAGCUGCCCUCCCGUAAUUGACAUGAUAAGUAAUGAUCCAAUACUCCGUGGUGUUAAGCUUAUAGCUGAAGCAUGGGAUGCGGGUGGGCUAUACCAAGUUGGCAUGUUUCCACACUGGGGUAUUUGGUCUGAGUGGAAUGGAAAGUUCCGGGAUGUUGUGAGACAAUUCAUAAAAGGUACCGAUGGAUUUUCCGGUGCUUUUGCUGAAUGUCUCUGUGGAAGUCCAAAUUUGUACCAGGGAGGUAGGAAACCUUGGAACAGCAUCAAUUUUGUAUGCGCGCAUGAUGGUUUUACGUUGGGAGAUUUAGUAACUUACAACAAUAAGGAUAACUUGGCAAAUGGAGAAGAGAAUAAUGAUGGAGAAAAUCACAAUUACAGCUGGAACUGUGGAGAGGAGGGAGACUUCGCGAGUAUAUCGGUGAAGAGAUUAAGGAAACGACAGAUGCGAAAUUUCUUUGUUUCCCUUAUGGUUUCCCAAGGUGUCCCGAUGAUAUAUAUGGGAGAUGAAUAUGGCCAUACAAAAGGGGGGAACAACAAUACUUAUUGCCAUGACAACUAUUUGAACUAUUUUCGGUGGGAUAAAAAAGAAGAAGCCGACUCCGACUUCUUCAGAUUCUGCCGUCUUCUUAUCAAGUUUCGUGAUGAAUGUGAAUCACUUGGCCUGAAUGAUUUUCCAACAGCAGAGCGUCUGCAGUGGCAUGGUGUUGCUCCUGAGAUGCCAGAUUGGUCUGAAAUAAGUAGAUUUGUUGCAUUUUCACUGGUCGAUUCUGUGAAGAGAGAAAUCUAUGUGGCCUUCAACACGAGUCAUUUAGCCACACUUGUUUCUCUGCCUAACCGGCCUGGAUACCGAUGGGAGCCAUUUGUAGACACGAGCAAACCGAGCCCUUACGACUGCAUAACACCGGAUCUCCCAGAGAGAGAAACGGCCAUGAAGCAGUAUAGGCACUUCUUGGAUGCAAAUAUGUACCCAAUGCUCAGUUACUCUUCCAUCAUUCUCUUUCUUUCACCAGUUGACGGACAGUAGAGACUGACUUAUGCGUGGUUUCUCCAAAAGUUCAUGAAAGGAAGGAAACCCACAAAGUAGUAUUGGGGAAUCUUCUCUAAUGUGAAUGAGAUGCAUAUACGACAAUUAUUUCAUUACCUAUAAAAUGUAUUAUUGUAAAGGUUCUUUUGUGGUAAAGAAGAAUCUGAAUGGGGUACCUUUGGUCGGCUUGAGAUAUGCCCACUCAUUAUCUGUAGAUAGAUUCUUUUUAUAGUUUGUUACAUCCGUCGUUCAUUGAA
This is a messenger RNA of Camelina sativa (false flax), 1504 nucleotides long. Lineage: Eukaryota; Viridiplantae; Streptophyta; Magnoliopsida; Brassicales; Brassicaceae. The record is from RefSeq and is a predicted model, not a curated record.